Messenger RNA from Pimephales promelas (fathead minnow), 2057 nucleotides. RefSeq names its product PI-PLC X domain-containing protein 1. Gene Ontology annotation, molecular function: phosphoric diester hydrolase activity. Gene Ontology annotation, biological process: lipid metabolic process. The record is from RefSeq and is a predicted model, not a curated record. NCBI's taxonomy places the organism in Eukaryota, Metazoa, Chordata, Actinopteri, Cypriniformes, Leuciscidae.
CAUUGUUGUCAUUCAGAAUCAGAUUCGAGAAAGUGUCACGAGAUGAAUCUUUACACUUCCAACACAAAUUCACCUCUCACAAAAUGAUCACGACAAACACUAAAUGGAAUUUCGUGCAUUAUUUAUCAAGGUGUUUCCGUCUGACCUCACAUGACGAAGAAAAACGCGGAAACAAUGUUUUUUGGUUGUUGUUUUUUUUUUCAUGCAACAUAGAGGUUGGUUGGUUGGUAUCGAUACUGUGAAUGUACUAGUAAUACGUGUUUUAAGGGAUUACUAUUCAUAGUUUAAAAAAUGGAGAAUGAAGAAAGAUGCGUCUCCAGCAGCUGUUCGGACUGGAUGUCUAGGAUGCCCUCGAGUUUUUGGGAGAAACCGCUGUGGAAUAUCGCUAUACCCGGAAGUCAUGACACCAUGACUUACUGUUUAGAUCAGCAGUCCUCAGUACUAGAGUCUGCGCCGAAGAUGGUGCAAAUGUUAGACAAAUUAUUUCCAUGUAUCGUUCGGCCCUGUAUAAUCAAAUGGGCAACAACACAGGAGAACAACAUCUCUAACCAGUUGGAUUUUGGCAUUCGGUUUCUUGAUCUAAGAAUUGCUCAUAAGAUAAAAGACCCUAAUGAAGUUUUCUACUUUGCACAUGGGAUCUACUCUCUCCUCACAGUAAAGGAAGUGCUCUCAGAUAUUUCCUGCUGGUUAGACCAGCACACCAAGGAAGUGGUUAUCAUUGCACUUUCUGCCUUUGAUGGAAUGAGUCUGGAUCAACACAGAGACCUCAUUCAAUUCCUCAUAAGCACUUUUAGCAAUAAAAUUUGUCCUAAUCAUGUCACACCCUCACUAAAGGAGUGUUGGGAUCACAGUUAUCAGGUGAUUUUGUCAUAUGAUGACUCGGCUGCUUCUGGACAAGGGGAACUGUGGCCCCGCUGUAUAUAUUGGUGGGCAAACACAUCAGAUCCAAAUCGUGUCGUAUCCUACCUGGAGGAGAGAAAAAAAGAGGAAGGGAGACCAGAAAAGUUUUUUGCUGCUGGUCUGAACCUAACUGAGGAUGCCAGGUAUAUAGUUUCUCAUCCAUGCCAGUCAUUACAAAGCAUGACCCUGAGCUCCUAUAGUCUUCUUUUGAACUGGGUCAAGCAGCAGUGUCCAGGCUCAGGCAAAACAUGUUUAAACAUCAUCUGUGCAGAUUUUGUGGGGGCUUUCAGCAAUGAGUUCUCCCAGCUGGUUAUUGGACUCAAUCAAAAACUCUUAAAAGAGACUUGAUAUUUAAAUAUGCCACAAAUGACGUUACAUAAAAAACAUGUAUUACAUAAAAUGUAUCAUCUUUAUGCACAUUACAAUGAUAGCGUUGUAUGUUUACAUAUUAAUCAUUUUCCAGUCUUAUAUGACGGUCCCUAAACUGUGAAGGGUCAAAAAUGUUUUGUGCAUUGCUGCCAUCUAGAGGCAAUAUUUAGGUUUCUUGUUUGUUUAGGAGACACAUGCCUCAAAAUAAUGUUACUUGCAAUUUCAUUGUUGCAUCAAUCUUUAAAAAUGUCAAAGAACUAAAUGUCUUUCCUGCUUUUCUUGGAUGUUUGAUCAAAUGGAUAAGGCAUAUUUCUAUAAUCAAAGACUGAAUGGCUCAAUAGAUUAUAUAGCAUUACCUGUCCAAUGAGUCACACUUAAUUUUAAUACAAUCCAAUGCCUUGUCAUGACUUCAUCUAUUGUUGACACUCUGUUUGGCUGUUAGUCCACGUGGGUUACGUCUAUGUAUCUGUGGGGUCUAAUUUUAGAUGGUGCCUGUGAUUGCACUUUCUAAGGUGCUUAACAUUUAUAGUAUCUUAAGUGAUAAUCCAGUUCACCGAUGCCUUUCACACUCGGUUUGUUUGUGUAGGGUGUGUGAGGUAAAUACAAACAUGUUGUUGUUUUUUCUCUUUUCUGAAAAUGAUCACAGAGAAACUUUUUAGAAAGUCUUUCCAAAUUUACUGUAAAUUAACAUCUCACCUAUUCCAAGACAAAUCAAAAUUUGUUUCUUGGGCAACAUUUUUAUACCAUGCAGAGACAUGUCAUUUUAAUAAAUAAAAAAAAUAAUCUUC